Molecule: messenger RNA, 3407 nt
Organism: Hippocampus zosterae (dwarf seahorse)
Lineage: Eukaryota; Metazoa; Chordata; Actinopteri; Syngnathiformes; Syngnathidae
Gene: pane1
Product: proliferation associated nuclear element
Exons: 6
Coding region: 111-707 (198 amino acids)
Source: RefSeq, a predicted model, not a curated record
GUCACCCGUAUUUUGAAAAGAAGCGCGCAACCGAAAAAAAAAUGGCGCGGGGAGAACGCUACAGCAAACCAAUGCACAUUUAAAAACGUCUUUGUGACAUUUGAUUCACCAUGUCGUUACUGAAACCGUUUAGUAGGCGGCCUGCUCUGAACACCGCUACCAUAUUGCUGGUGGAAAGAGAAGAAGAUUUUCAGCAGAGAUUAGCUGAAGUUCUGGUAGAGGAGACGGCAGUGACGUUGAAUGUGAGACUAGCAAAGAGUCUUCCUCUGCCCUUCAAGAACCAACACAGUCGCCCCAGGAUAGACUUGGUGGUUUUUAUCAUCAACCUCACUUCUGAACUCAGUCUGCAAUCUGCCCAAGCUUCCCUCAAAUAUUUGGACCCGGGAUAUUUUCUUGGAAAAGUCUGCUUCAUGGCCACCAACGCACGCAAUGCCGCCGUCCCCCCAGAACGCCUGGACACCCUCAGAGGGCUGGCUGCGUCCUUACGCUGCACGCUGCUCUUUGCGGAGGAUCAGGUUCUCCGCUGUGGCAGCGGUGUUAAUAUUUGUCCCCUGCAGACGGCAGAUGGUGCGAGCAACGCCUCGGAGAGAUUGCUGACCAUCCUGAAGGUAGCGGCCGGUCUUGUUCCUAUGACGACAGCACUCUAUCUGUCCAACCUGACAAUGUGCACAGCGCCCUCAAACACUAACGAAGCGGAUUUUGAUUAGUUACCGCCAUCGGAGUGGCAAACUCUCUGACUUUUACAUGAUUAUCUUCUCUGUGGUUGUACUCUGUCAACCACAAUGACCUUUUAUUUAUUUACAGUCUUGUCCAAAUCUGGCAAUAGUCGGUACACCUUCACAAUUCCUUACAAAUAACAAGGCUUAGUCAUGGAUUUGAACUGCACUCAUCAUACUUGCGAGGCAUUUCUACUCACUGACCUUAUUGAGCUAAAAAUCAACCCAUUAAGAACACCUCAUAGUAUAUAUAUAAUACAGUGCCGUUCUCAACUCGGCUUGUUUCGUCUGUGUGUAUUUCUGUCCAAUCUGUAUCCAGGAGUCAAAUAGAACAUGUUCAAGUUCAUAUUUCCACAUAAACUGAUUUCUGGGGUGGCUUGUUGAUGGCGGUCUUUGUGCCCCACGUCACGUCUUCAUCCCGCAUUGAUGCACUUGUGCACCGCAUUGUGCACUUGCUGUUAAUAGGUUGUCAUCAUGUCAGUUAUCAGUCAUUCAUGUUCAUCUGUGGGUUUUGUAGCAUGCAGCAAGACACUGGAGGCAUACGAGGGGGGCUGGGGAAUUUGACGGGUAAUUUCAGAAUCCUUGUUCAGAAGUGUCUUUCAUUUACCAUUUAUGGCAGAAAUUUGACCAAUUAAAAGAGAAAAAAAUUGAGUGGAAGUGGGGAAUUAAAUGCCAUUUUUAAAAAACAAUUUCAAAGAGCCCAGUCAGGCUUCUGGUUACCAUUAACUGGAUUCUGAUAAAGCUAUUCCAUUCCCUCCCAUUUAAUAACAACCCAAAAUGCAGUGCCUCGUGAAUAUGCCCAAAGAUAGAACAUUAAAAGAGAAAUGUCGCGAAAGGUGAAAAUAAAAAGUUGAGAACAUAAAUUCUAAUAUCGCUACAAAGAUGAACUCAUCCCCAAAUCAUUAAAAAUAACUGACUCAAUAAAAUUACUGCAGUGUUGGUCAAGCUCCUUUUUUAAAUGUCAACAUAAAGUAUUAAAAUGCCCUUUUGCUCAAAUUAGUCUUGUCCUUUUCUCUGCUUGAUACGAAUGUAUUUAUGUGAACUGAGCGUGUGCUAGAGCUGCAUUGACUACAGUGGUACCCAUCUCUAGUCUGCCUAAACUUCUCUGGAAGAAACUUAAACAAAAGAUUUUGGGUUUGGUAGUUUGAGUCGCUGUUGUAACAAUGCUUCUUGCCAAUAUAUUUAAUACAGUUAACCAGUUUUCCUCUUGAGAUGGUGUUUCAUUUACAACCAUUUAUUGGAUGGAUUGGCUCCCAAAAUGUUUCAAACUGUCACUAGUUUGAACAAAAUGUGGUAUUUUGGAAGAUGAACUGUCUUGGCAAAAUUAACAUUAUAGAACAAUAUACUGUAUGAACACAAUUUCCUUUGACACUCUUUCAAGAGGAAGGCUAACAUGUAGUAUGCUAACAUCAAGCAUGAUUCAGGAGGACAAUUUCUUGAAGAUGAAAUUCUAGGAAAAGUGUGAAUGUGAAAAAUAUCCAGUGCGCUGUUUAGUGAUGUGUAGAAGUUGUAGCAUAUCCCAAAAAAAUGGUCAGAAAUGACAUUGGUGCCAAUGAAGUGCUUUAUUUUCCAGAUAUUUGAAUGGCAUCAGAUAUAGAACUGCAGUGCAGUGCAGUGAGUGAGGGUGGUUGUGCCACAUCUCACGUCUGCUUCCUGAGCUGAUUCACAUUCACUAUUAAUAGCUUCUCAUCAUGGCAAUUAUCCAUAAUUCAAGUUCACGUACGUGGAGCCAGACAUGGUUGGAGGCACAAGAGCGUGUAUGGAAUGUUGCUGGUAGUGUCAGCGUUGAUGCUCUUUGGAAAUGAAUCGAAAUAUGCCUGAGGUUUUACCAAGUCAUCUUGUUUCCAACAGAAGGCCCAAAAAGCCAAACUUGUACCGUUCCUUAACUUAUUAUGUCUGGAAUUGUGGCUGACAUAUUUCCACCAUUUUUGUUUUACUUUGAAAUCAUUCAACACGAAUUAGCUAACCGUGGAAAUAGCUUAAGACUAACAAUGUGUCUCAAGCUGGUUUUCCCAAAAUAGGUCAGUUGUGUUUUAUUUUUGUUAAUUAUGAUGUUAGGCUAACAUUUUGUUUUAUAUUAAACUGUCAUCAGGAUCAAUAUUUUUUUGUCUUUUUUUUUUUUUUUUUUUUUAACAGCACUUGUCGGCAACACAUUUAUUUGAGUAACCGUAUUUUUUUUGUCACGUUGUCCUGAAAGGGACUUAUCGUUUACUCUGCCUGUGUCCUUGGUAGCAUUUGUUUUGCAUGCAAGCAGUUGGACAUUAACUUUUGGAUUGAUGUCUUUCCCUUGCCUGCUUUAUUGCUUAAUUUUAAAGCUGUCGACCAGCACAGUGGUUUGCAGGAAUGAAAGGGUUGCGACUCGAGAUUAAUAGUGUAUAUAUCAAAUUAGACCAGAGUAAAGAUUUGACAAAAUGAAGGACUUAUUCCUCAUUAAAAAAUGGAUUUGAUCAGUGUGGGUAAUGACCAAACAUGACUCAUCUGUUUUGGUCAGGUGACAUUCACAACCGGAGCCAUGAUUGGUCAUUACCUGAGCGCUGAGCAACUGUGAUGGCCUUUUGCAUACGGUGGCAUUUUAAAGCCCACUGAACAAGAGAUUCAACCCUGAGCAACUAUGAUGUAAUGUUUCUGUCAACAGCAAGUCCUUCAAAAAUGUUUUUAAACAUCUUGUCUCACAGUUGUCACUGGGUGCUA